Messenger RNA from Dermacentor andersoni, 846 nucleotides. RefSeq lists its product as uncharacterized. The record is from RefSeq and is a predicted model, not a curated record. Lineage: Eukaryota; Metazoa; Arthropoda; Arachnida; Ixodida; Ixodidae. Gene Ontology annotation, molecular function: zinc ion binding; RNA binding.
GGGCAGUAGAAUUUGUGGCGGCAUCGGGUGCGGUGUGUUGUUGUAAGCGUGUACUGCGUUUCGUUAGGAACCCGGGCACAAAGCUGUUCAAAAAUGUCUGGUCGCGGACAGUUGUUCAUCGGCCGCUUGCCGUUGGACACCAGAGAAAGGGACGUGGAGCAAGUAUUUGAACGGUACGGCCGUCUUCUUCGGUGCGACGUCAAGUACGGCACCGGCAUGGCUUAUGCCUUUGUGGAUUACGAGGACCACCGAGACGCCGAGGACGCAGUCAAGUACGAGAACGGCCGGGAGAUCCGGGGCCAGAGCGUGGUGGUGGAGUGGGCCCGUGGGCCCUCCUUCCGGCCAUCAGCUGGCAAGCAAACUAGGCAGACACCAGACAGACCUCGGGACCGUAUGGGCUAUCAGAGCUUUGAUGAGUGCUACCGCUGCCGUCGGACUGGCCACUGGGCCCGUGACUGCCCAGAGCUGGACCACGAGAGAGCCCGCUACUACGGAGGAGGAGGUGGAGGAGGAGGACGCAGGAGCCGCAGCCGUAGUCGCAGCCGCAGCAGGAGUCGGAGUGGGCACAGGUCAUAUCGCGCCCGCGGUCGCCGCUCUCGAUCAAGGUCGUCGAGCCGCCGCCGCAGCUGGACUCGCACACCUUCGCCACGUGACAGCCGGCACCGCUCUCGUCGGGAUGUCUCGGAAAAUGGUGGCCGCCGCAGUCCUAGCCCUGUCCGUCGAGGCAGCCGGAGCCAGUCACGCUGAUGUCUCUCCUCUGCGUGCAGUCGUCAUUGUCUUGUGUCUGCGGCAACAGUUCGAGUCUGGCUGUUGCAGCAAUAAAGUGUGUUGUGUUUGUUUGUGAAA